AUGGCAGUAACUCUGAAUUGUGGACCCAAGAAUGUGUAUUUCAUGAUGCAGAGAAUCCAUGCCACCAUAAAGAAACCACAAAUUGGAUUGUUUCAAAAUAUCCUGAAGGAAGGUGGUCUUUAUGCUGUGAAGGAUUUUAUGGUUGCUGAAAGUAAUCCAAGAUACAAAACAACCCCUUGCAUUUACAAGAUCAUAUUUGUCCAAAGAACUCGAGUGGUUGAGAUUUUUGAUAUAUCAUUUCCAUAUACGAUGUUUGAGUUCAAGUCUUUUGAUCAAUUGAUUGAUGCUCAAACUGUGGAUGAAUCUACUCUUAUAGAUAUUAUUGGAAGACUUGCUUGCAAGUACUCGUCACAACACAAAGAGAUACAAGGACGUCAAUCUAAACUGAUGGACAUUAUUUUGGAAGACUUGCAGGGGUUACGUCUACCUUGCACUUUAUGGGGAGACUAUGUGGAUGAGUUAACUGAUUACUUGAGUAUUGUUAACGAUGAACAACCUGUCAUAGUGUUGCUACAAAUGUGUCGUGCAAAAAAAUUUGGUGUAGUUCGAGUGGAAAACACAUUCUAUGUUACCAAAAGAUGA
Molecule: messenger RNA, 582 nt
Organism: Striga asiatica
Lineage: Eukaryota; Viridiplantae; Streptophyta; Magnoliopsida; Lamiales; Orobanchaceae
Source: the annotation of a GenBank genome assembly